ACCACGAUGUCUGCCGAGUCUAUCACCAAGUUUCUCCGGUCCAAGGGGUCGCUAGCGGAGAUCCUCGCCAGGGCCAACUCGUUGCUCGACGGCCAAACCUCCGUCUUUCUCCCCAACAAGUCUGGGUUCGUCCUCGAGCUUCUAUGUGAUCGUGCCAACGACUCUCUGGCUUUCAAGUCCUGGAAGCUCCACCCCGACUACUGGAGAUUGUUCUCCAAAUCAUGGACGGCGGCAGCCUCCAGCCCCACACGGAGCAAGAUGUUCAAGCGUGCCAAGUUGGUGGACGCUGUGGUGGCUGUUAUCAACGCAUCGCAGGACCUCCAGCUCUGGACGGCCAUGUUCGACUUCAUUGCCUUGGUCAAACACGAGCACUACAUCGACAUCGAAGAGGCUGCUGCUACAUCGUUGUUGAAGCACUACUUGCAGGCUGUCAAUGGAGCCCAGUUUCCGGGAGAGUUCGUUUCAAGAUGGUCUGUGCUCAUCAACGAGUUGUAUCAAUUGCCCAACCUCAGCAUCAACCACACCGUGACCAAAAAGUCGUACUCUAGGUUCAUCCAGGAGUGUGUACCUGGGCUCUUGCGGUUCAUCACGGCUUCCAGCCACGACCUGGCCUCGAAAGACCUCUUCACAGCCACCCUCAUCCAGGGCCUCUUCCUCCCGGAAAUGAUAGGCCACUUGAAAGCCAACGUGGACCAGCUUUUGAAGGAUGCUUCCCUGCUCUUGGAGGAGAAGCAAAUCUCCGAGUUGUUCGAAAUGUGUGUGGAUAACCUUUCUUCCAAGGACUUGGGCAUCUGCGAAGAUUUGUUUAUUUCCAUAACCUCCACCGAGAAAUUCAGAGGUCUUUCGCCAGCAUUAUUGGAGAGACUCACCAGGGUGAACAAGUCUUUGUCCUCGGAGUUCUUCCAGAAAAUCUACACCAGUGAGUUCGACGACAAGCUCGCAGCAUCCACAGCCAUCGACUGGACAUUAAUUAUCUAUCUCCUCGAUUUGGAUAUCGAACUCACUAUCAAAUAUGCCCACCAGGUCAUCAGCCAUGCCUCUUCCGCCUGCGACCAACAACUUCAGCUCAGAAUCGGAAAAAGCAUUUUACAUUCAUACUUGAAAGGAAGAGAAUUGAGCCAGUUCUAUUCCACCGUCUGGACGUCAGCAAUCGAGGUUUCGUCCCAGUGGAAAGACCCAGCGUUUAUAUCAUUGGUGGCUGCUACUGUGGAUGACUUUUCUGCCAGUCAGUUGGCCAAGCUCGUUGCAGAGUUGUUCCAGAGUUACUCUUCAAAGCCUGAAUUGCUCGUUCCCUUAAUGACAUCCAUCUCCAAGGGACUCAUAACUUGUGCCAAAUCCAAGGCAGAGGCAGUCAAAGACUUGUUCGUGGAAAACAAAGCGUUUAUCAGCACUAACAAAGAAGAAUUCUGGGAGCUCAGAUACUACUUGUCGUGUUUGUACGACUCGUCCUUAAUCAGUGAUAACUUGGAGGGUAAAUCCAUUUACUACUACUACUGCACAUUCAGAUUGGUCGAAUUGGGUGCAAAAAAUUCCAAGCUCGAUUCUAUAAUGGCCAAUUUUGUCAAAUUAAUUAAGAAAGAACCUUCAUACAUACCGUUUGUGUUGAACAGAUGGAUAAUUAUCAUUGAGCAAUUCUUUACUCCGGAAUUAUUAUCUCAGUUUGCUGAGUUGAUCUUUGCCAACCUCUCUUUGGAUAGUCUCAGAGAAUACCUCCAACAGGCCGAGAUAUUGUACGAACAGAAAAAGUUAGCAUCCACCGUGAUUAAGCACUUGAACACUUUGGUCGAAAAGGACUCCUCAUUGAUCGAAUUAAUUCAAUUAAUUCCAAUCCAGUGCUACGAUAGAUCCUUGAAGAAGUCAACCAUGGAACUCCUCUACAAGAUAGCCAUCAGUACCAAGGAUUCUGAGUGUAACAUCAUCUCGAGAAAGGCUAUUCUUCAUUUGUUGAAAUCUCCAUCCUUCAAAUCCAAAUUGGAGAUGGAUUUCAAAUCUGGAUUGAAAUUGCUAGAAUCCUCUGUCAGUGAAUCCAAGCCAUCUUCAUUCGAAAUCAUCAAAUUGAUCUGGGUCUAUCAUUUGCAGCAAAUCAAUGUCCAAGAACACGAAACCUAUAUCAACGACUCUUUGAGCAAACUCGACAAAGAUCUUUCCAAGUUCUCUCCUAAAAAGAAUAAGGAAUCGUUGGUGUUACAAGCUGCAUUUGUCAUUAUUUCUUCGCUUGAUAUGGACACCAUUAGCAAUGAAUCCUUGAAAACUACCUUGAAAAACUUAAUCUCCAAAUUCUACUCCAGCGUGAAAGAGGCUAUUGUCCACAGAGUAUCGGAACCAAAAAUCGACAAGGAAUCUAUCCAGUGGCUUUUGAGCACAUUGCUCAUACCGAAGUCCGAAAUUGAGAAUAGUGCCAUUUUGAGCUUGGUAAAACAAGUAGGAACGAAGGUAGAAAAGAUGGACGAUGCCCCAGAAAUUAAACACAGCUUGUUCAGGUUGAUUUGCAAGGUUUCUACUCCCAAGGACUCGCUCUAUAUUCUCAGUCUUUUCUUCACAUUAUACACCCCAAAGACUGAAAUAACAGAAGACUUGGAGAAGUACUUGGGCACAUUGAACGAGCAAGAGCUCGAGUAUGCGUUCGACUUUGUCUCCCAUUCUUUCUAUCUCGAACCUGGCCAUCAGGAGUUUAUUCCAAUUCUUUGCUGUUUCAUCAGGUCCACCAAGAAAGAAUACAUUUUCACCCACAAAAUGCUCAGCCAGGUGCUUUCCAAGUUCCUCUCUAACUUCGACAGUAUGAGCUACGAGUCACACGCUCUCAUUUUGACCACCUUGAAAACUAGUCUUAGUGACAUGACAUGGCUUUUCAACCAGUAUGGAAUUGAAUCCCUAGUCACAUUGAUGGCCAAGUACGGAGCUUUGCUUUCCGUCAACAGCUUCACAGAACCACAAACAGUCGAGUUGUACAUUCAGACCACUCAGGUGAUGUCCCACGUCUUGUUGUUCCAUCGUUACAAACUUUCGUCUCGUCACCACAUCAUCAUCAACUCGUUCGUUGCUUUAUUAAUGCCCUUGUCAGCCAAAACUGACAAUUAUUUGAACACCAACACCGAGGCUGCCUCCGCGUAUUCGAGAUUGUUGUCCAACUUGUGUGAGCCAUCAGUAACUACCAUGUCCAGAGAACAGCUAAGACAUUCGCUAAAUUCGUCCACUGCUUUGGCAAAGAGAGCCUUGAGAAAGCAUGUGCCAUUGUUGCUCAUUAACUACAUCUACUUGGCGUUGAAGUACAACUUCAAGAGUGUCGUCAAUGAGGAGAUCAUCGGAGGAAUUUAUAACAUUUUUGAUGUUGUCAGUACCAACGAGUUGCAGUUGGUGAAUUCCAGCUUGGAUAUCCCAGGAAAAGCGUUUUUCAGAACUUUGCACGGUAACUACAAGGAUUUUGGUAAGUGGAAGGAUCAAUAG
This is a messenger RNA of Suhomyces tanzawaensis NRRL Y-17324, 3444 nucleotides long. RefSeq lists its product as uncharacterized. NCBI's taxonomy places the organism in Eukaryota, Fungi, Ascomycota, Pichiomycetes, Serinales, Debaryomycetaceae. The record is from RefSeq and is a predicted model, not a curated record. Gene Ontology annotation, biological process: ribosome biogenesis. Gene Ontology annotation, cellular component: nucleolus. The transcript has a single exon. The annotation marks the transcript as partial.